CGGGGGGAGCUGAUUGGCUGGCGACCACCCCCCGCGGUUGUCAUGGCGACGGGAUGCGGAGGGGAGGGGGGAGGAGGAGGAGGAGGAGGAGGCGGCGACGUCCGAGGGAGGAAGGAGGAAGGCUGCUGCAGUUUCAGCCUCCAGUUUGGGAACUCGCUGGUGCUGACAAGGGCUGCCCCACCCGCUGCAUCCAUGGCAUUUGCCCCUCCCAGGAGCACCGAUGGCUCCAAAAUGCAGACCAAGAUGAGCACGUGGACCCCCCUGAACCAUCAGCUCAUGAACGACAAGGUGUUUGAAGAAAGAAGAGCCCUCCUUGGAAAAUGGUUCGACAAGUGGACGGAUGGGCAGAGGAGGAGGGUGCUGGUGGAGUUGCUGGAACGCUGCUCCCUGGCCCAGCAGAAAUUCUGCGCCAGGCACCUCCAGGAGAGAAUUCCCGCCGAGGCCGUGGAUUUCACCACGAGGCUUCCUCGAGUCCUGUCCUUGUACAUCUUCUCCUUCCUGGACCCACGGAGCCUCUGUCGCUGUGCACAGGAGAAGGAAGGGAGGAGGGGGGAGCCCGGACCUGAGCCGAAGGGCAGCCGAGAGGAGAAGGAGAGCGGCACGUGGACCCCACCAGCUCCGGAGGGACAAAUCCCCGGCGGCAAGAGAAGGAAGGGAGGAGGGGGGAGCCCGGACCUGAGCCGAAGGGCAGCCGAGAGGAGAAGGAGAGCGGCGCGUGGAUCCCACCAGCUCCGGAGGGACAAAUCCCCGAUGUGGCUUCCUGCAGAUCCUGAGCGUCUUCCAAAGCCACCGGUUCGUCCCAGCUGGGCCGCUCGCGGCUCCAACGGGAACCUUCCCCCCAAGGCCCUGGCCCAGAGCUCCCGGUGGAACGCCGGGAUUCGACCGGCGCCCGUCCGAGCUCCGGCGCCGAAGCCCCGCGGGAGAGGGACUGGAGAUGCCACCAGGAUGGAGAGCAGAGCUCCACCAUCUCCAGUGUUCGAGGCUCAGCCCUGGCACAUUCCUGCAUCCAGCCAAGGAUCCGACUCGGAAUGAGGGGAGGAUCCGGAGCGUCCUUCACCCCAGCAGGACAGAAACUUCUCUGCCUGGCAGUGGGAGAACAAAAUGCUUCUGCUGGUCUUCGGGAUCUCGACCUGGUUUUCCUGUUGCUGGUGCUUUAUUCUCUUCUUCCUUCUGGAUGUGUCACCUCUGAAAUGUCCACUUGGAAUUCUGGCCGCGGUGGAGACGCUCGCUCGGAUCCUCCCUAGGGCUGCUGGACCUCGUGUGAGCUUUUUCCAUGGAUCAUUUGGACAAAUCUCAGGGCACAUCCCACGGCCUGAGCUGCUCUGUGAUGCUUUGCCAGGGAAUCACGGGAGUUGUCUGGCUCUGCGGGGCACCCAUGGGGUUGUGGAAGAUGAGGGAUGACUUCCAGGCAUUGGAAUGAUGGAAAUUCUACCCUCCCUACGACUCGAGUGCUUUAUCCCUACCAUGGUCCUUCAGCUGAGACCUCCAGCUCCU
Empidonax traillii (willow flycatcher) is the source of this 1494-nucleotide messenger RNA. RefSeq names its product F-box protein 16 (gene FBXO16). The record is from RefSeq and is a predicted model, not a curated record. Gene Ontology annotation, molecular function: protein binding. NCBI's taxonomy places the organism in Eukaryota, Metazoa, Chordata, Aves, Passeriformes, Tyrannidae.